AGCCGCCGAGCGGAGCCGCAGCUUUCCGGGGCGGCUGUCAGGGCCUCGGCGGGGGCGUCGCGGGGAGGCACGUGGCGCGGCGCGUCCUUGGCAGCUGCUGGCCCUCCGCUGCCGCCGCUACACAAAGGUGCACAAAAUCAGCUGACGGACGAAGACUGAGCGCCACCUUGGCGGCCACAGUAACCGUGGACCGGUAGCUGCAGCGUCCCAGAGCGGAAAGCGGAAGAGAAGAGGAAGAUGGAGAAUACAGGAGGAAGAGUCUUUGGGGGGAAGCGGAGCAGCUUCCCGGGUGGCCCCCAUCGUCUCCCGGUGGUGCAGAAGCUGGUGGAGUCCCGCGCUCAACUGCAGGAGGAGAAGCUGCAGCUGCAGCAACAGUUACGGCUGCUGCAGGAGAAACUGGCUGUGCGAGAGAGUGGCCCCAGCCCCCAGGCUGCGCAGCUGCAGAACAAGACAGAAAGCCUGAAGGACAGACUCCCAAAGCCGGCUCAUGAGAUGAAUAGGCUUCAUUCUACGCUGGGUGGGACGGACCUGGAGAAGCACAGAGACCUCUUGCUGGCAGAAAACAUGCACUUAAAGCAGGAGUUAAAGCUGUGUGAGGCCCAGCUGCAGGAGCUGAGGAAGCAUUCGGCCAGGUGCACCAACUGUACACACAGCCAGGAGAACGUAAAGUUGCAGGAGAAGCUGGCCCAAGUGAAGCAGGAAGCAGAAGACUUGAAGGGACGCCUUUCGGAGUUGGACCUGGAGGUGGAGCAGAAGACCAACCGCCUGGCGGAAGUAGAGCUGCGGCUGAAGGACUCCUUGGCAGAGAGGGCCGAGGAGGAGGAGCGGCUGAGCCGGAGACUGCGGGACAGCCAGGAAGUGAUAGCUGGCCUCAAGGCCCAGCCUCAUCAGGUCAAGUAUGUCAUCAAAACGAUGGAAGUUGAAUCCUCCAAGACCAAGCAGGCCCUCAGCGAAGCCCAGUCGCGGAACCAGUACCUGCAGGACCAGGUUGGGAUGCAGAGGCAGGUGCUGAAGGAGAUGGAACAGCAGCUACAGAGCUCCCAGAAGGCGGCGGCUCAGCUCAGGGCCCAGGUGACGAUGUAUGAAUCCGAGCUGGAGCAGUCCCGGGAGCAGAUGCUGGAGGAGAUGCAGAACAUGGAGGAGGACAAGAACCGAGCCAUCGAGGAAGCUUUUGCUCAAGCACAACUAGAAAUGAAAGCAGUUCAUGAAAAUCUGGCAGGUGUGCGGGCCAAUCUGCUCACGCUCCAGCCGGCACUUCGUACUCUCACUAGUGACUACAACAGCUUGAAGCGCCAGGUCAAAGAGUUCCCUGUCCUGCUACAAGAGGCUAUGCAGAGCGCCAGGGCUGAGAUUGGGCAAGCCAUUGAAGAAGUGAGCAGCACCAACCUGGAGCUGCUGAGAAAAUACCGAAAGGAGCUGCAACUCCGGAAGAAAUGUCACAACGAGCUGGUGCGAUUGAAAGGCAACAUCCGUGUGUUUGGCCGUGUUAGGCCAAUACAAGCAGAGGAUGGUGAAGGGCCAGAAGCUGUGGGUGCAGUGACCUUUGACCCUGAAGAUGAUGCCAUCCUACAUUUGAUGCACAAAGGGAAGCUGGUAUCUUUUGAACUGGACAAAGUUUUCCGUCCAGAAGCAACACAAGAAGACGUCUUCCGAGACGUUCAGGCGCUGAUCACAUCGUGCAUUGACGGUUACAACGUUUGUAUUUUUGCCUAUGGACAAACUGGGGCCGGCAAGACGUACACCAUGGAGGGAAGCCCGGAAAACCCCGGGAUCAACCAGCGGGCCCUGCAGCUUCUCUUCUCCGAGGUGCAGUCCAAAGCCCCCGACUGGAAUUACAGCAUCACUGUCAGCGUGGCUGAAAUCUAUAAUGAGGCGCUCAGAGACCUGCUUGGAAAGGAGCCGCAGGAGAAGCUGGAGAUCAGACUCUGCCCAGAUGGCAGCGGGCAGCUUUAUGUUCCAGGCUUGACCGAGUUCCCUGUCCACAGCGUGGAAGACAUCAACCAGGGAAGCUGAAUUUAGUAGACCUGGCAGGAUCUGAGCGUGUGGGAAGAUCCGGUGCAGAAGGGAGCAGGUUGCGUGAGGCUCAAUACAUCAACAAAUCGCUUUCGGCUUUGGGAGAUGUGAUCUAUGCGCUGCGUUCCCGCCAGUCCCAUGUUCCGUUUCGCAACUCCAAGCUGACCUAUCUCCUCCAGGAUUCCCUCAGUGGUGAAAGCAAGACCCUCAUGAUGGUCCAGGUUUCUCCGGUGGAGAAGAAUACGAGUGAGACACUCUGCUCCCUCAAGUUUGCUGAGAGAGUUCGCUCCGUGGAACUGGGCCCUGGCACUCGGAAGGCAGAAAUGGGCUCCUGGACCAGCCAAGAGCACUUAGAGCCACAGCUCUGUUUCCCUGUGGCUGCUUGUCUCCAGGUGGAGCCCCCUGCCGCCUUCCAGCCCUGCAUUCGAACCCAGCCGUCCCCUCGAACGGGGCGAUCGAGCUCCCUUCGGGCAAAGCCCCAGAGUACAGGGAAACCGAGACCAGUUCCUCUAUGAAAGCUGGUUGUUGUCAGGAAAGGCUCUUUUCAAAGAGGACUUUGGGGAACCACACUGGCUUUUCUAAAAAUGCACCUGGACUGGGACUACAGCACAGAUGCCCAGGGCUUUGGGCUGACCAGCCCUGUCCACUGCUGGCAGUGGAGCUGGGGGCUUGGAACUAUACAGACUUCAGGAGAGGAUCCCUUCCUGAUUGAGUUUUAACACAUUUCUUUUGAAAGAGAGCAGAGGCGGUGAACACAAACUUUGCUUUUAUGUACCCGUUCCCUUUCAUUUUUAUUUGAAUAAAAAUGUUGCGCCCAGUCAGAAUUCUUGGAAAUCCAGAAA
Molecule: messenger RNA, 2855 nt
Organism: Thamnophis sirtalis
Lineage: Eukaryota; Metazoa; Chordata; Lepidosauria; Squamata; Natricidae
Source: RefSeq, a predicted model, not a curated record